This is a messenger RNA of Antechinus flavipes (yellow-footed antechinus), 2138 nucleotides long. RefSeq names its product proline rich 3 (gene PRR3). Gene Ontology annotation, molecular function: metal ion binding. Lineage: Eukaryota; Metazoa; Chordata; Mammalia; Dasyuromorphia; Dasyuridae. Bases 21 to 575 code for a protein of 184 amino acids. The transcript has 4 exons. The record is from RefSeq and is a predicted model, not a curated record.
CUGUUAUUACGCUGCCCGUGAUGCCCAAGAGGGGGAAACAGCGGCCCCGGGACCCCGAGGAGAGUGGGGAUGAGGAGAGUGGGAGUUCUGCCGGUCCACCCAGCCUCUUGGGCCCUCCCCCCAUAGCCAACGGGAAGAUUGGUGGCCCUGAUCCAGGUUUUCACAGAGGCUCUCAGGGUUUAAGGGAACCAGAAAUUCCACCACUCCUGAGCCUCCCACUUCCUUUCUGGGGAGGAUGCCCAAUGAGAGGGGGUCCAGGGCCCAGGCCUCGACCAUACCUACAUAGCCGUUGGGGCUAUGAAGACCCAGAACCUAGGUGGGGAACAGGUUAUGGGGACCAUGCCAGAAAUGGUCCUCCCAAUGGAUGGAGAAACCUUGGAGGGGGCAAUAGUCACCAUCCAUCUAAGAACAUCCCCUGGCCUAAGAACACCCCUCAAUUCAAAGAUGGAGUCCAAGAAGGUGAUAGAACAGAUAAAUCUAACCGUCCAGUCUGCAGACACUUCUCAAAGGGCCACUGCCGUUAUGAGGAUCUUUGUGCCUUCUACCACCCAGGGGUGAAUGGACCUCCAUUGUAAAACAGUGCCUUCCACCAAUUAGGCUUCAGUGGACUUUUUCUCUCCUGGAAGAUAAAUGCCCUGUUGUUCUUUGUUGGCUUCUCUGAGGUGUUUCUGGCCAAGAAAGCAGUCUGAGCCUGACCCUCUCCUUUCCCUAUCUGGGGUCUAGGAGGAUGGGUGAGAGAAAGGAAUGGCCAAGGAAGUUUUUUUAAAAAAAUAAUGUUUUAUUAAUAUUUUUGGUUUCUACACCAGUCACUUCCUAAUAACACCCUCCCCCAACCCUGUCUUAUAACAAAGAAAAUCACUUAACACAAAUUAUCAAAUGGACCACAUCUCACAAUGUAUGCAACAUUCCACAUUAGUAGUGGUCUGAGAGGUUUUCUAAUCAUUGAUCUGCAUCAUCUGCCUUUUUCUCUUUGGGAAUGGAGGGAGGGUGGGUAGAGUGUUGUAAUUGCAAUGCUGUAUCUCUUUACUCUUAACCCAUGAGUGACUUUCCCCUGGUAAGUUGUAAUAGAAAUCUAAUUGGUGCUGUUCACCCAGAAUUUACCCCUUUCAAGUAUUACUUGUGGUUCUUGUGAGCUUAUAUAGUUUUGAAAAAGGACACCAUCUUGACAGGAAUUUUUAUCUGUUAAUGGUGCCCUUUCAACUCCUUCCUCACUUUCUGCAAUUGUAGGUGUGAGAAACGCCCUAUAGUAAGAACUCUCUUGUUCACCUGGCUUCCCCCUUGCCCCAAGUCAUUCUGAGUGUGAAAUAGUGAAUGGUCUAUUAGUUUACUCACAACUUUUGCUUCCCUCUCUUCCCUUUCCCCUCUCUCCAGUCAGUUGGAUUCUGUGAAUCUCCACAGAUCUUGGGCAAAGAAAUUCCCUUAUCUCACUGAGUGGGGCUUAGAUGAUACUACUGCCUUUUCCUUACCUUUAUCCCAGUGUAGGUGUUCAGAAAGAGGAGGAAAUGUGGGGAAAGGCGGGGGGGAGGGACUGAGGCCAUGACUAAUUGAAGAGUCUUUGUUUUUUAGCCUUUUUUUUUUUUUAAGUAAUAAACUCAAAUGAAACAUUUUAUUUAAUCUUGUUGUUCCUGUAGUUUUUGUGUAUGAGGAACAUAAAGAGUAUUCUAGAUUAGGCUAAAAUACAAAUUCCUCUGUUAGUUUAAAUCCACAGGUUUAAACAUCUGUACUAUGGUUCUAAAUUUAAUUUUUAGGCAUAUUUCCCAUUACUUUUUAUGCACUCUUGGUUUCAUCUCACCUGACUCAUAUGGUGAAUGUUAUUUUGUUGGACAUUGUUUCCCAUUUCUAUACCUUAUCCCACCUUUACUUUUUGUCCCCUCUUGGAAUCCCUACCUCUUAAAUGCUCAGCUCAAAUGAGACAAACUACACAAAUUUUUUCCUGAACACCCCAAUUGUUGGACACCAUCCCAAUUCCUUCGUAUAUACUUACCUACAUUCAUUUUGUUUGUAUCUUAACUUUUCCCCCAUAGUAAAAUGUAAGCUCAAGGGCAGACUUGUUUUUGUCCCAGUGUGUCCUUAUUGCUGAGUAUAUUGACUUGCAUGGAGCAGGCACUUAAUAAAUUCUUGAUCUGAGUUAUAUUGAA